This is a messenger RNA of Haplochromis burtoni (Burton's mouthbrooder), 20445 nucleotides long. It is a transcript of the gene plecb, whose product is annotated as plectin b. Bases 5002 to 18654 code for a protein of 4550 amino acids. Gene Ontology annotation, biological process: wound healing; hemidesmosome assembly; intermediate filament cytoskeleton organization. Lineage: Eukaryota; Metazoa; Chordata; Actinopteri; Cichliformes; Cichlidae. The record is from RefSeq and is a predicted model, not a curated record. Gene Ontology annotation, molecular function: ankyrin binding; cadherin binding; structural constituent of cytoskeleton. Gene Ontology annotation, cellular component: focal adhesion; intermediate filament; hemidesmosome. The transcript is spliced from 37 exons.
GUUUCUGUGUUGUGUCUUUGUGUCUAACUGUGCUUGUCUUCCUGGCUGAUGACUGUUGUUGGGAUUUUGGCAAAGGCAGUGGGUAAUGUCUUGUUGUUGUGCGUACACACUCACUCUAACAGGACAUAGGCACACACAUUCCCAUCACAAACAGCUACCGCGGCAUGGAUUGUCUUUCAUAGUUGUUCACAGUGUGACUGAGCUGUUGUGAGGAAAAUCUUGGCUGCCUUCUGUAUUUUCAUUUAUUUGAUGGUAUGUAAGUGAAGGAGGGUGAGGGUGAGAAUUUGGGAGGAGGGGGGUUGCAGUACCCCCACCCCUGCUAUUACCUCUUGUGACAUCUGAUGGAAGUCAACAAUCAGCAGCGGCUCAUACAGCGUGUUUAAAUGUGCCCUUGUGUGUGUCAGAUAGUUGUGGGUCUCUCCUGGCUAUUUCACAUUGCUGUAAAACUAGCUCUGUGUAAUUCAUUUAAUUUACAUUUUUUUCAUCCACCCAUUUAGCAUUGCUUGUUUUGUUUUGCAAUAAUUCUCUAAAUCCUCUUCAGUUAAAUUAGAAUUACAUUUUGAAAGAAAUCCACAAAAUUAAAAAGAUAACUUCUGCCUUUUUUGAGUGUUUAAACAAGUCCACCUGUUCCAAAGUCUCCAUAUUCAUGGACACCUGUUGGCAUCCAGCACAAUACCAACGCAUUUUGUUAAGAAAUGUCAGCAGGUGGCAGCUAAAGUCCUGGAUUUGUACUACUGUUUAUAUCACCAUGUCACCUGUUGAGUUGUUUUUUUUUAGGUCCUGCCAUACAACAAAACAUUGAAUUGUCAUCAUGUGCUGUUUCAGUCUUUUUUAAGUCAUAAAACUUUUGAAGGAUGCUGUAAUCAUAACAAAAUCCUUUUCCCUAAUAAACAAAAAAAAUCCUGAUGAUAUAAUGAUUAUAAUCACUGAGGUGAUUUUAAGUUCUGAAAACAUCUUUUUUUGGGGGGGGGGCAGAGAGACCCUGCAGUUUCAAAUGUCCCUGCCACGCCUCUGCCAUCCCUCCCCCUCCUAAUGAAGGCCCACCUGUCACGAGGCUUGUUUCUUCACACCCUUUACGUUAUCUCUGUCCAGACUAAUGCUGGAAAGCCACCCAUGACUCGCUCUUCCCUGGCUGCUCAUUUUGGGGCAUUUAGUAACCAUAACUGUGGCAGGAUGUAAGGUAUUGAAGCUCUUUCAAAGUUUACACAAAAAAGCAGUGAGAUACUAAAGUUUCAGGGUAAAGCAGCUAGAUAUCAGAAAAUAUAUUUGCCUCAUCUCUUCCUCUCUGUGUCUGACAAGAGAUUACUAGAGAUAUUUUCUGUUGCAUUGGUGAUACUGAUCUGAAGAGGUCACAUUACUAACCCUAAAACUCUCUUCUGCGCAGCUUCACAUUUAGCAUGUUUACUGUCUGUAUAGGUCAUGUGGAACCUUGAAAAUUUGUCAGUUGUAACAGGUCAAAGGUGCCACCAGGCCAUAAUGUGCCAGUUUUACACCGCCAUAUUUCCCAGACAGCAUGAGAAGCCUGUUGCAGGUUCUUGAGACACGUAGGUCUGACCGGUCACACAACAUAGAUGCGUACUGGCCCUUUCUCCACCUAGCUGAACUUCCACAGAAGCUUAUUUGCUGCACGGUAUUGUAGCUGAGCAGUGUUUUGGUAAUUCAGUUGCUGGUAAGGCCCCUCCCAAACCUGUUGGGCCAUGUUUGCUUUCAGAUCAAUAUGUCUCUGUCUGUUUUUGUGUGUGGAUGUGUGUUCUUGCUGAAGGUUGUUCCUGUAUUUCUUUAAAAAGUCCGGUAGUGGUUCAGUACACCUGCUUGGUUUGAGGCACUGCCAAUUUCCAAACCAGCCGGUAGCUUUUGAAACCCUAGCAGUGUUACAAAAGAGAUGCUGCAUCCAUGAGUCAACACUUUGAUGACUUUUUCUUUGGUUUAUCCUGGAUAAAUGUAGCUUUUGUGUGCACAGAACAGCUAACAGAUAAUACAGUCCUACACUAAAUAAUAUCUUGUUUGAUCCAAUGCCUUUACACGAGUCGUUGUUGACACGAUACCCCAAAAUUGCUUAAAUUUUAAGACAUGCUUGUGCAAGUCUGGUUAUUGAUCAGUCCAAACCCUGUUCGAAACCCAGAUUUCUAAGAUGUCUAAGGUGUCACUAGUAGUCCUGAUUGAUUUCCAAAGUGUCUGUAGUUUAGCUGCCAUGGCUCAUUGUUGUUAUCAUGAUAAAGUUUAAAGUUAGAGAGCGUGGUAUCUUGCUCUUGCUCAUGGGAAGUGUUAAUGUUAUCAGUCUAAGAUAGGAGUAAAAGGAAAGCGUUUGUUGUGAGACAACUCGAAAAAGAAAGCUGGCCGAGAUGCUUUCAUGCAGGGCGUAAAGCAAACGUUAACUUCAUUUCCCAUGGCUAAAAUGGCAUUAGGCAACACUAAAGAAUGCAUUGACCUACACAACACUACGCAAAAUGUAAUAUUCUUCAAAGUUGACUCACUACUCUAAGGACACGAAGACGAAUAUUUGAUGCCCAGUUGCUUUGGCUGUAGUUUCGUGUUAUGUGCCCUGACAUUUACUCUAUGAUGUCCUUUUGGAUAAGGUUUUAUUGUCUUUGAUACUGAAGCAUUAAUGCAGCUGCUCUUCCUGCUGAUCUGUCCCCUUCGGUCUAGACCCAUCAGGGGGCUUUUUUUUUUCUUAGCUGUCCUAUUUUUCACUGGCACCCAUUCUGCAUGAUGACAGCUCUGUCCUCUAUCUACUCACUAGCUCAAUGGCUCGAGCUAUCACUUAUACAGGAGUGAGAGCAGACACCACACGGUCUGACCACUUGUGAUUUAGCUUCUGGUCUUACGCUAUUGACCGUGAUAGGCUGCAUGUGCAGAUAUGGAAACGCUGAUGCUGGCAUUUUACUCCAUCGAUGACCAGUAUGGAGAAAGAUCGUGAGAAGGGUGGGGACGGGGGGAAAAAUGCUGUGAGUCACACACAAGGUGCCUCACUCUGCAUUCUCCUCCUGAGCUUUGACCUUUCAUCUCUGUUUGUCUGCCCUUACACAGACAAUCAAAAUCAGGAUGAAUAUAUUUUAUGGUGCAACAGAACCCAGAUCUGUCGCACCAUUUACAUUGGCUGAUGGCUGUUUUGGAACCAGACUGUUGAUUUGCUUAAACUGCUUUGCAUAAAUGAUCGGUUGAGAAUUUUCAGGCGUAACAUGUAGCUGCUGUAGCUAUGGAAAGCUCUUGCUCCAGCACUCUUCUGCAGUCGCCCAGAAGGUGUCAGAGUUUUUACAGAACGCUGUGAAGUGUAACAUCCAGUUUGACACGCUAAGCGCAUGGAUGACAUUCAAUCGCCAAGCACAUGCUCGUUUAGAGCUACAUGUGGGGCCCUCUCAUAGCUGUGUGGGCUGUGAUGGUUGACUUCUGGUUAUGGCUUUGGCUUGGUUCAUGGAAAAGCCAGCAUUCUUCCUGGAAACAGGCAGGAGUUUUAUUCUGGAGCAAUCCAAUUACUACUUACAAUACAGUACAGCAGUGUGUGUGGGUUUGUAUGUGUCUGUUUUUUCCAGGGCUCGUGAGUGUAUAAAAAAAAAAAAGUCUAAAUGGCCUCCACCAUUGUGGUUGGUGCUGGUAAACCAGUGGGCAUGAGUCAUAAAUUAAACAGUACACUUUUUCCUUAGGGGCUUAUGGAAGCCGGUUUGGAUACAGCUCUCAUGUCCUCUGGGAAUAAUGAACAAGCUGUGAUGAGACACACAGUCAGAUGGAGCUCGUAUAGAGCUGAUUUAUUUAUGAGCAGCACAGGGAUCAUAGAAACAAAUACGAUUCUAUGAUCUGACCCCCUCCUUAAGGCAGAUUAAUUAUGCUUUUUUUUGUCAUAUAGCACAGAAGCGUCACCCACAUGCUAUACAAAUCUUUUUUUUUUUUUCUCAAAGAAAAGUGGAUGAAGGGACAGUGAAGGGAGCUAAAACAGCUUGUUUUAGAUGAUAUAUUAAUUCAUAGGCCCAGAAUUAAGUCAACAAGUGUUAUUUUGUACAGUGAGUCAUAUAAUGCUAAUUUAGUAGAGUCCAAGAAUCCAGUGUGGCACUGCAAAUGCUAGCUGUCAGUGUGAAGGUCUUAAUGUCCCUGUCAACAUUAUCGUUAUCUUUUUAUUUGAUGUCAAAACAUUAAAGUUUCCUGUAAAAUAAAAUCAAGGAGGUCAAGUGAAAGUAUCCGUAUCAGCAUCCAGUGUGAUAAGAUCCUGGCAGACAGGUAGUCCUGGGUCAGAGAUCAGUGAUCUGCACUUUCCCUUCAACAUUUUACUGCGCUUUGCCCCGUCCUAAAUAUCCAGAUCCUAAAGUAAACCGGUAAUGGGUAGGGGCAUAUUCACUGUAUUUACUUUCAGGAUUAUGUGCCUUAGGAUUUGUUAAGCUUGAAGAUUUUCAGACAGCACUGGGGACUAAUCUGAAUAAAUACAUUGUAUUCUGGCAAGAUGCAGGCUAUUGAAACUCAGCUUUUGCAAGGUGAAAAAAGCAGUGAGAGACGAAAGUUUCAGGUUAAAGCAGUUGGACUAAAUACUAAUCAUAACACGACAGAAGUCUAGUCUGCUAUCUUGGAUUAGCAUUAAAGAUGCAGUGAAGCCUCAUAAUAGUCUCACAAACCGACGUGCCUGCAGGUGCACAAACACCUCUGUUUUAAAUGCUUGUACAAACUGUAAACUGACUCUAGACGAGUGACAGUCUGAUAAAUGGAUGGCUGUAGGGCAACAAAGCGCUUUUGCUUCCAGUUUUACAUUUGUCAUGGUUCUCAUGGAGCAGAUAUGCUCAACCAAAUGACUAAUAAGUCAAAGGACGUCAUAAUUAAACUAUGAAAAUUAUGUUGAGCUACCAGUCUGCUGUCUAUUGUGUUUGUCCUUAAAAGAGCCCAGCACUGGGCUGGGCCCUGCCCCCCUCAAAGAAACGACUUUCUGUUUGAAAGUCAUUCCUGUUUCCACUCUUUACACCAGCUGGCACAGUUUACCUGAAACACAAAAGGCUACCUGUGUACACUUCCAUUCGCAUCAGCAUGGCUGGGAUGUGGAACUUUGAGCGAGGGAAUUAUCUGCAUGAGAUGAGCUCGCAUGGAGAACGAACCAGAUACCUGUACAGCAAGAUGUGUUGUGCAGAUGAACGAGACCGAGUCCAGAAAAAGACCUUCACAAAGUGGGUGAACAAGCACUUGAUAAAGCAUUCGAGGGUAGAGUCACAGCGUCAUGUGACAGACCUGUAUGAAGACCUUCGAGAUGGACAUAACCUGAUCUCGCUGUUGGAGGUCCUCUCUGGAGAAACACUGCCGAGGGAGAGAGACAUGGCCAGGAGCGUUCGGUUGCCUAGAGAGAAAGGCCGCAUGCGAUUCCACAAACUUCAGAAUGUACAGAUAGCACUGGACUUCCUCAGACAUCGGCAGGUCAAACUGGUUAACAUCAGAAACGAUGACAUAGCUGAUGGGAACCCUAAGUUGACCCUGGGGUUAAUAUGGACCAUCAUCCUCCACUUCCAGGUCUCCUCUUCUAUCUCAGAUAUUCAGGUCAACGGCCAGUCAGAAGACAUGACGGCCAAGGAGAAGCUGCUGCUCUGGUCUCAGAGGAUGACAGAUGGCUACCAGGGCAUCCGCUGUGACAACUUCACCACCAGCUGGAGGGAUGGCAAACUCUUCAAUGCUGUCAUACACAAGCACUAUCCCAGACUCAUCAACAUGGGCAAAGUGUAUCAACAGACCAACCUGGAGAAUCUAGAACAAGCCUUCAGUGUGGCUGAGAAAGAUUUGGGUGUGACCCGCCUGCUGGACCCUGAAGAUGUUGAUGUCCCACACCCAGAUGAGAAAUCCAUCAUCACUUACGUGUCCUCCCUGUAUGAUGCCAUGCCUCGCACUGAUGUACACGACGGCAUGAGAACCAACGAGCUGGAGCUGCGCUGGCAGGAGUACUACGAGCUGGUGACUGUUCUGCUCCAGUGGAUCCGUCACCAUGUCAUGAUCUUCGAAGAGAGGAAGUUUCCUGCCAGCUACGAGGAGAUAGAGCUUCUUUGGCGCCAGUUCUUGAAGUUCAAAGAGACAGAGCUGCCAGUGAAAGAGACGGAUAAGAGCCGCUCCAAACACAUCUACCAGUCCUUUGAGAGUGCAGUGCAUGCUGGUCAGGUCAAAGUCCCUCCAGGCUACCAUCCCAUUGAUGUGGAGAAGGAGUGGGGUCGACUCCACGUGGCCAUUCUUGAGAGAGAACGACUCCUCAGGAUCGAGUUUGAGAGACUCGAGAGACUUCAGAGGAUUUGUGGUAAAGUCCAGAAGGAGUCAGGAAUGUGUGAUGAGCAGCUUGCCCACCUGGAGACCCUGCUGCAGACGGACAUCCGUCUGCUGAACGCAGGGAAACCAGCUCAGCACGCAGCAGAGGUGGAGAGGGAGCUGGACAAGGCAGACAAUGUCAUUCGCCUGCUCUUCAAUGACGUGCAGGUACUCAAGGAUGGGCGCCACCCUCAGGCUGAACAGAUGUACCGCAGAGUUUACCGCCUCCAUGAGCGCUUGGUGAAUUUGCGCACCGACUACAAUCUUCGUCUGAAGUCUGCCGUGACUACUGCCCAGGUCCCAAUUACCCAGAGCGUCCAGCAGACCUCCGUGAAGGGACGGCCCGAGUUGGAUGACGUAACCUUGCGUUAUGUUCAAGAUCUCUUGGCCUGGGUGGAGGAGAACCAGCGCCGCAUCGAUAACGCAGAGUGGGGAUCUGAUCUGCCUUCGAUGGAGUCCCAGCUGGGCAGCCACAGAGGCUUGCAUCAGACCGUGGAGGACUUCAAAUCCAAAAUCGAACGGGCUAAGGCUGAUGAGACCCAAUUAUCUCCUGUCAGCAAGGCCACAUACAGAGAAUACCUGGGAAAACUGGACCUUCAGUAUGGCAAACUACUGAACUCUUCCAAGUUCCGCCUAAGAAAUCUGGAAUCACUGCAUGCCUUUGUCAGCGCUGCUACUAAAGAGCUGAUGUGGUUGAAUGACAAAGAAGAGGAAGAGGUCAACUUUGACUGGAGUGACAGGAACACUAACAUGACAGCAAAGAAAGACAAUUACUCGGGUCUCAUGCGAGAACUGGAGCUGAGGGAGAAGAAGGUCAAUGACAUCCAGACUUUGGGAGACAGACUUGUCAGGGAUGGACAUCCAGGCAAGAAGACCGUUGAGUCCUUCACAGCUGCCCUGCAGACUCAGUGGAGCUGGAUCCUCCAGCUGUGCUGCUGUAUAGAGGCUCAUCUCAAAGAAAACACAGCCUACUACCAGUUCUUUGCCGACGUUAAAGAGGCUCAGGAUAAGAUGAAGAAAAUGCAAGAGAACAUGAAAAAGAAAUACAGCUGUGAUCGCUCUACAACAGCCACACGCCUAGAGGAUCUGCUGCAGGAUGCUGCGGAAGAGAAAGAACAGCUGAAUGAAUUCAAGACUGUGGUGGCCGGCCUGAACAAGAGAUCCAGGUCAAUCAUCCAGCUGAAACCACGAAACCCCACCACUUCCAUCAAAGGCAAACUGCCCAUUCAGGCUGUCUGUGACUUCAAACAGCAGGAGAUCACUGUCCACAAAGGAGAUGAGUGUGCACUCCUCAACAACUCUCAGCCCUUCAAGUGGAAGGUCUUGAACCGUUCUGGACACGAGGCGAUGGUGCCUUCUGUCUGCUUCAUUGUACCUCCUGUCAACAAGGAGGCUGUGGACGGUGUGUCCAGUCUGGAUGCAGGUCAUCAGGGAAUGGUGUCCAUGUGGCAGAUGCUCCAUAUAAACAUGAAGAGUCUACUGUCAUGGCAGUACCUGAUGAGAGACUUCACACAGAUACGCUCCUGGAACAUCACAAUGUUAAAGACCAUGAAGCCAGAAGAGUACAGGCUGAUCAUGCGGAAUCUGGAGCUUCACUACCAGGACUUCAUGCAUGACAGCCAGGACUCGCAGCUCUUCGGCCCCGAUGACCGCAUGCAGGUUGAGGACGACUACACCAAGUCCACCCAGCAUUUCGACAACCUGCUUCGCUCCAUGGAGAAAGGAAUAAUGGUUGUUAGGGUUAAAGGUCAACAGAAUGAGACUCUGUGUAAGAACUACAUCUCUGAGCUGAAGGACCUGCGUCUGCGUAUAGAGGACUGCGAGGCUGGUACUGUGGCACGCAUUCGCAAACCUGUGGAAAAAGAGCCUCUCAAAGAGUGUAUUCAGAAGACCACAGAGCAGAAGAAAGUUCAGGGAGAACUUGACAGCCUUAAGAAGGACCUUGAUAAGGUGUCUGUUAAGACACAAGAAGUCUUGGCCUCCCCUCAGCCUUCCACCUCAGCUCCUGUGCUGCGGUCAGAGCUCGACCUCACUGUACAGAAGAUGGAUCAUGCCCACAUUCUUUCCUCUGUUUAUCUUGAGAAGCUAAAGACUGUGGAAAUGGUCAUCCGCAACACACAGGGUGCUGAAGGCGUUCUCAAGCAGUAUGAGGACUGUCUGCGUGAAGUUCACACUGUGCCCAGUGAUGUCAAGGAAGUAGAGACUUACAGAGCAAAGCUUAAGAAAAUGCGCACUGAAGCUGAGGGUGAACAGCCAGUGUUUGAUUCCCUGGAAGAAGAACUGAAAAAAGCCUCUGCUGUGAGCGACAAGAUGGCUCGUGUGCACAGCGAGCGCGACGUUGAGCUCGACCACUUCCGCCAGCAGCUGUCCAGCCUCCAGGAUCGUUGGAAGGCCGUGUUCACCCAGAUCGACCUUCGCCAGAGAGAGCUAGAGCAGCUCGGCCGCCAGCUCGGUUACUAUCGUGAGAGCUAUGAUUGGCUAAUCCGCUGGAUUGCCGAUGCUAAGCAAAGACAGGAGAAGAUUCAGGCUGUGCCUAUCACCGACAGCAAAACGCUGAAGGAGCAACUUGCCCAGGAGAAAAAACUGCUGGAGGAGAUCGAACAGAACAAAGACAAAGUUGAUGAGUGUCAAAAAUACGCUAAAGCAUACAUUGAUACUAUCAAGGACUAUGAACUCCAACUGGUUGCCUACAAAGCUCAGGUGGAACCUCUUGUCUCGCCCCUCAAGAAAACCAAACUGGAUUCAGCUUCUGACAACAUUAUUCAGGAGUAUGUAACACUGAGGACCCGGUACAGCGAACUGAUGACUCUGACUAGUCAGUACAUCAAGUUCAUCACAGACACGCAGCGCCGCCUGGACGACGACGAGAAAGCUGCAGAGAAACUCAAAGCAGAAGAGCGGAAAAAAAUGGCCGAGAUGCAGGCAGAGUUAGACAAACAGAAGCAGUUAGCUGAAGCUCACGCAAAGGCUAUUGCCAAAGCUGAGAAAGAGGCUCAAGAGCUGAAGCUCAAAAUGCAGGAAGAAGUAAGCAAGAGAGAAAUUGCUGCUGUAGAUGCAGAGAAGCAAAAGACCAACAUCCAGCUGGAGCUGCAGGAGCUCAAAAAUCUCUCAGAGCAGCAAAUCAAGGACAAAAGUCAACAGGUAGAUGAAGCGCUUCACAGCCGGACUAAGAUCGAAGAGGAAAUCCGCCUCAUCAGGAUCCAACUCGAGAUAACACAAAAACAAAAGUAUACCGCCGAAUCUGAGCUCCAGCAGCUUCGCGAUAGAGCGGCUGAAGCAGAAAAACUCAGAAAGCUUGCCCAAGAUGAGGCUGAGAAGCUCCGUAAACAAGUAAGUGAAGAGACACAGAAAAAGCGCCAGGCUGAGGAGGAACUCAAGCGCAAAUCUGAGGCAGAGAAGGAAGCUGCUAAACAAAAGCAAAAAGCUCUGGAGGACCUUGAAAACCUCAGGAUGCAGGCCGAGGAGGCUGAAAGACAAGUGAAGCAAGCAGAGAUUGAAAAGGAAAAACAAAUCAAGGUCGCUCAUGAGGCUGCACAGCAAAGUGCUGCAGCUGAACUCCAGAGCAAGCACAUGUCAUUUGCGGAAAAGACCUCAAAGUUGGAGGAAUCACUCAAGCAGGAGCAUGGUGCUGUCCUUCAGCUGCAACAGGAAGCAGAACGCCUCAAGAAACAACAGGAAGACGCAGAAAAUUCCAGAGAAGAGGCUGAAAAAGAGCUCGAGAAAUGGAGGCAGAAGGCUAAUGAGGCUCUUCGUCUGAGGUUGCAGGCCGAAGAAGAAGCUCACAAAAAGACCCUCGCUCAAGAGGAAGCUGAGAAACAAAAGGAGGAGGCAGAGCGUGAGGCUAAAAAGAGAGCCAAAGCCGAGGAGUCAGCCCUGAAGCAGAAAGAAAUGGCUGAAGAAGAGCUUGAGAGGCAGAGGAAGAUAGCCGACAGCACAGCCCAGCAGAAACUCACUGCCGAGCAGGAGCUCAUUCGACUCAGGGCGGACUUUGACAACGCAGAACAGCAGAGAUCCCUCCUUGAAGAUGAACUUUACCGCCUGAAGAAUGAAGUCGCUGCAGCUCAGCAACAAAGGAAGCAGCUAGAAGAUGAGCUGGCCAAAGUUAGGAGUGAAAUGGAUAUCCUCAUUCAGCUGAAGACUAAGGCAGAAAAGGAGUCCAUGUCUAAUACAGAGAAGAGCAAGCAACUACUUGAGGCAGAAGCUGCCAAGAUGAAGGACCUUGCUGAGGAGGCAAGCAGGCUUAGAGCCAUUUCAGAGGAGGCUAAGCAUCAGAGGCAGAUUGCUGAGGAAGAGGCAGCUCGUCAGAGGGCAGAAGCUGAGAGAAUUCUCAAAGAGAAGCUGGCUGCGAUCAGUGAGGCCACUCGCUUAAAAACAGAGGCCGAAAUUGCCCUGAAAGAGAAGGAGGCAGAAAAUGAGAGACUCCGGAGGCAAGCUGAGGAUGAGGCUUACCAGAGGAAAGCUCUUGAAGACCAGGCCAACCAGCACAAGCAAGAGAUUGAGGAAAAGAUUGUGCAACUCAAAAAAUCCUCUGAGGCAGAAAUGGAAAGACAGAAAGCCAUAGUGGAUGACACACUCAAACAGAGGCGAAUUGUCGAAGAAGAAAUCCGGAUUCUUAAACUCAACUUUGAAAAGGCCUCAUCUGGAAAACUGGAUCUGGAGCUGGAACUGAACAAGCUGAAAAACAUUGCAGACGAAACCCACCAAAGCAAGAUCAGAGCCGAAGAGGAAGCAGAGAAACUAAGGAAGCUUGCCCUUGAGGAGGAGAAGAGGAGGAGGGAAGCAGAGGAAAAGGUGAAGAAGAUUGCUGCUGCAGAGGAAGAGGCCGCCAGGCAGCGUAAGGCAGCCCUAGAAGAGCUUGAACGGCUGAGGAAGAAAGCAGAAGAAGCCAGAAAGCAGAAAGAUGAGGCUGACAAAGAAGCUGAAAAACAGAUUGUUGUGGCCCAACAGGCAGCCCACAAAUGCAGUGCAGCAGAGCAACAGGUUCAAAGCGUCCUUGCCCAACAGAUAGAAGACAGCAUCACGCAGAAGAAGCUCAAGGAAGAGUAUGAGAAAGCCAAGAAGCUGGCCAAAGAGGCCGAAGCUGCUAAGGAGAAAGCAGAAAGAGAGGCAGCUCUCCUUCGUCAGCAAGCAGAGGAGGCAGAACGGCAGAAAGCAGCUGCUGAGGAAGAAGCCGCAAACCAAGCCAAGGCUCAGGAAGAUGCCGAGCGACUGAGGAAGGAAGCUGAAUUUGAAGCUGCCAAACGAGCCCAAGCUGAGGCUGCAGCGCUCAUGCAGAAGCAGCAAGCUGACGCUGAAAUGGCAAAGCACAAAAAGCUGGCCGAGCAAACGUUAAAACAGAAGUUCCAAGUGGAGCAAGAGCUCACAAAGGUUAAGCUGAGGCUUGAUGAAACUGAUAAGCAAAAAUCUGUCCUAGAUGAAGAACUCCAGCGCCUCAAAGACGAGGUCGACGAUGCCGUCAAACAAAGGGGCCAGGUGGAGGAGGAGCUGUUCAAAGUCAAGGUCCAGAUGGAGGAACUGCUCAAACUGAAAAAUAAAAUUGAGGAGGAAAAUCAGCGUCUGAUUAAGAAGGACAAAGACAGCACACAAAAACUGCUUGCUGAAGAGGCUGAGAACAUGAGAAAGCUUGCAGAGGACGCUGCUAGGCUUAGUGUGGAAGCGCAAGAGGCUGCACGCUUGAGACAAAUUGCAGAAGAUGACCUUAAUCAGCAACGGGCACUUGCGGAAAAGAUGCUCAAAGAGAAAAUGCAAGCAAUUCAAGAAGCAUCUCGACUCAAGGCUGAAGCAGAAAUGCUCCAGAAGCAGAAGGACUUGGCUCAGGAGCAGGCUCAGAAGCUGCUGGAGGAUAAACAGUUAAUGCAGCAGCGCCUGGAGGAGGAAUCCGAGGAAUAUCACAAGUCACUGGAAGUAGAGCGAAAAAGGCAAUUGGAGAUCAUGGCUGAAGCUGAAAGACUCAGACUUCAGGUUUCUCAGCUCAGUGAAGCCCAGGCCAGAGCUGAAGAAGAGGCUAAAAAAUUCAAGAAACAAGCCGAUACAGUUGCUGCCCGUCUUCACGAGACUGAAAUUGCUACCCAAGAAAAAAUGACUGUAGUGGAAAGACUGGAAUUUGAGAGACUAAAUACCAGCAAAGAGUCCGAUGAUUUACGCAAAGCUAUUGCAGACCUAGAGAACGAGAAGGCUAGACUGAAAAAGGAGGCUGAAGAACGUCAAAAUAAGUCUAAAGAGAUGGCUGAUGCACAGCAGAAAAAAAUUGAGCAUGAGAAGACAGUCCUCCAGCAGACAUUCAUGACAGAAAAGGAGAUGCUAUUAAAGAAAGAGAAACUCAUUGAAGAUGAGAAAAAGAGGCUUGAGAGCCAGUUUGAAGAGGAAGUGAAAAAGGCCAAGGCUCUCAAAGAUGAACAGGAACGCCAGAAACAGCAGAUGGAGCAGGAGAAAAAGACACUCCAGGCUACCAUGGAUGCAGCCCUUAGUAAACAGAAAGAGGCUGAGGAAGAAAUGCUUAGAAAGCAAAAAGAAAUGCAAGAACUCGAGAGGCAGAGACUAGAGCAGGAAAGGAUUCUGGCAGAAGAGAACCAGAAACUGCGUGAGAAGCUACAGCAGCUUGAGGAUGCUCAAAAAGAUCAGCACACUAGGGAAACUGUCCGUCACAAAGAUGUUAUCCAUCUAACAACGAUUGAGACAACAAAGACAGUUUACAAUGGUCAGAAUGUUGGUGAUGUGGUAGAUGGUAUAGACAAAAAGCCAGAUCUGUUGGCUUUUGAUGGCAUCCGUGACAAAGUACCUGCAAGCAGACUUCAUGAGCUUGGUGUCUUACCAAAGAAGGAGUUUGAUAAACUGAAAAAUGGUGAAACCACUGUUGAAGAGUUAGGCAAGACUGACAGUCUAAGAAACAUUCUCAAAGGAAAGAAUGCCAUUGGUGGUGUUUUGACACCCUCCAAUCAAAAAAUGUCAAUCUAUCAAGCAUCAAAAGAGAAGAAAAUUACUCCCGGCACAGCCAUGAUCCUUCUUGAAGCACAAGCAGCCACAGGUUACAUGUUAGAACCAAUUAAGAACCAGAAACUUUCUGUUAAUGCAGCUGUCAAGGAAGGACUGAUUGGCCCAGAACUGCACAACAAAAUGCUUUUAGCUGAGAGGGCUGUUGUUGGCUACAAGGAUCCAUACACUGGUGGAAAGAUCUCAGUCUUUGAAGCCAUGAAAAAGGGGCUAAUAGAACACGAUCAUGCAAUCAGAGUCCUUGAGGCUCAGCUUGCUACUGGUGGCAUCAUUGAUCCAAUCAACAGUCACCGUGUGCCCACUGAAACAGCCUAUAAACAAGGACACUAUGAUGCAGAAAUGAAUAAGAUCAUGGAGAACCCAUCAGAUGACACAAAGGGAUAUUUUGACCCCAGCACUCAGGAACCUUUGACAUAUUCUGAGUUAAUGGCAAGAUGCACUACUGACCCUGAGACCAGUCUGUUACUCCUGCCAAUCACAGACAAAGCUGCACAGUGCUCUAGUAUAUAUACAGAGGAAGAGACCAAAGAUGUAUUCGGCAAAACAACUGUGUCUGUACCAUUUGGUAGAUUCAAGGGAAAGACUGUCACGAUCUGGGAGAUAAUCAACUCAGAAUACUUUACAGAAGACCAGAAGAAGGACCUCCUCCGUCAGUACAAGACAGGCAAAAUCACAAUUGAAAAGAUCAUUAAGAUUGUUAUCACUGUUGCUGAGGAAAAAGAGAAGAAAAAUGAAAUUACCUUUGAUGGUCUGAGAGCACCCGUGCCUGCUACUGACCUUCUGGAAUCCAAAAUCAUUGAUAAAGAUCUGUACAACAAAUUGCAUAAUGGCAACAUGACUGUCAGUGAGGUAUCUCAAAUGGAGCCUGUCCACAAAGCAUUGAAGGGCACGAACUGUAUUGCGGGUGUAGUCAUUGACUCCUCUAAGGAGACAAUGUCCUUCUAUCAAGCCAUGAAGAAGGACAUGAUGAGGCCCGGGCCUGCCUUGAACUUGCUUGAAGCCCAAGCAGGUACAGGCUACUUGGUUGACCCAGUUCACAAUCAGAAGUAUACUGUUGAUGAAGCUGUCAAAGCAGGUGUUGUUGGUCCUGAGCUGCAUGAAAAGCUUCUGUCUGCAGAAAGAGCUGUUACAGGCUACAGAGAUCCAUACACUGGAAAAGCUGUAUCUCUAUUCCAAGCAAUGAAAAAAGAUCUCAUACCUAAAGAACAAGGACUCCGCUUACUCGAUGCCCAAAUGACAACUGGUGGGAUCAUAGAUCCAGUAAAGAGCCAUCGCAUUCCUCAUGAUGUGGCUUGCAAGAGAAACUACUUUGAUGAUGAAAUGAAGCAGGCUCUGAGUAAUCCAAAUGAUGAAACUAAAUGCUUCUUUGACCCCAACACAAAAGAAAAUCUCACAUACUCUCAGCUCUUUGACAGAUGUGUCACUGACAAGAAAACUGGUCUGCGGGUCCUCCCUCUCUCUGAUGAAGCAAUCAAUGCUAAGGAACAACCAGCAUACACCGAAGCCCAGACCAAAGAGGCUAUGACUCAGGCUACUGUAGAAGUUAACUCUGGACCAUUUAAGGGCAGGAAAAUGACCCUGUGGGAAAUUAUCUACUCUGAAUACCUCACUGAGGAAGAGAGACUUGACCUGCUCAGACAGUUUAGGUCAGGAAAAAUUACAAUUGAAAAGAUAAUUAAGAUUAUCAUCACAAUUGUAGAUGAGAAAGAAGCCAAGAAACAAGAACAGUCCAGCUUCAAGGGACUCAGAGCUCCUGUUCCAGCAGACUCUCUGUAUGAGUCUAAAAUCAUUGACAAACCAACCUUUGACCUGCUUCAACAAGGCAAAACUACACCCAAGAAAGUCAGUGAAAAUCCCAAUGUCAGUAAAUACCUCCAGGGCUCUAGUAGCAUUGCUGGACUCUACCUGGAACCAACAAAAGAGAAACUCAGCAUUUAUCAAGCUAUGAAGAAAAAGCUUCUCCGCCAUAACACUGGCCUUUCACUUCUCGAGGCUCAGGCUGCAAGUGGGUUCAUUGUAGAUCCUGUAAGAAACCAAUGCCUGUCAGUAGAUGAAGCAGUAAAGUCAGGAGUUGUUGGUCCAGAGUUACAUGAAAAACUCCUCUCUGCAGAAAAAGCUGUCACUGGUUACAAAGAUCCAUUCACAGGCCACAAAAUCUCCCUCUUUGAAGCAAUGCAGAAAGAUCUAAUCUUAAAGGAACAUGCGAUGCCCCUAUUGGAGGCCCAGAUUGUGAGUGGAGGAAUUAUUGACCCUGUAAAAAGCCAUCGUGUCCCCACUGAUGUUGCAUAUCAGAAGAACAUUUUGAGCAGAGAUAUUGCCAAGACCCUCUCUGAACCAUGUGAUGAAAACAAAGUUUUCUCUGACCCAGAAACUGAUGACACUAUAACCUACAGACAACUUAAAGACAAAUGCCAAAAAGAUAAAGACACAGGCCUGUACAUGCUCUCACUCUCCAAGCCACAGUCUCCAACUGUUGUAGAGAAGACAUACCUCUACACAGAGGAGCAAACACAGAGUGAGCUGUCCAGUACCCAGCUUGACAUUCCUAUUGAGGGGCUUGCUGAUAAACCCAUGAAUCUCUGGGAUAUCAUGAACUCAAAUUUGCUUCCAGAGCAAGAGAGGCAGAAGCUCCUAGAUGAAUAUCGCUCUGGUAAAAUCACUAAAGAGCGGAUGAUCAUCAUCAUUAUUGAGAUCAUGGAGCAAAGAGAGAUCAUCAGAAAUGAUAGUCCACUGUCAUAUAUGACUAUAAGGAGAAGGAUAACUAUUGAGGAACUCUACAAUGCUCGCAUCAUUGAUUUGGAAACAUACAACCUUCUUAAACAGGGCAAGAGAGACAUCCGUAACAUAAUGGAGUUGACAAGUGUAAAGCAGUAUCUUUAUGGAACAGGCUGUGUCGCAGGCGUCACAACAGACUCGACCUCCAAGCUAAGCAUAUACCAAGCAAUGAAGAGAGGUUUUCUUAAACCAGAAAUAGGCCUCACCCUCCUAGAAGCCCAAGCUGCUACAGGAUUCAUUGUUGAUCCACUGAAGAACGAAACGCUCACUGUUGAUGAAGCUGUCCGUAAGGGUGUUGUUGGCCCUGAGAUCCAUGAUAAACUUCUUUCAGCUGAAAGAGCUGUCACAGGAUACAAAGAUCCCUACAGUGGAAAAAUCAUAGCACUUUUCCAGGCCAUGAAAAAGGAUCUCGUUCCAGAGGAUUAUGCUCUCAAAAUGUUGGAGGCACAAACUGCCACUGGUGGUAUUAUUGAUCCUGAAUUCCAGUUCCACCUGCCAACAGAUGUCGCUAUGCAAAGAGGCUAUAUCAACAAGGAAACCAAUGAGAAACUGAAUGAUGAUGUGAAAGGAUUCAUUGAUCCUGUCACUGAUGAGAAACUGUCUUAUGCACAGCUACUCAAACGAUGCAAGUUGGAUGGUGGAUUGCGCCUGCUUUCAUUGGGAGACCAGCGGCUGACAUUCAAGGGUCUGAGAAAACAAAUCACAAUUGAGGAGUUGAUUCGCUCACAAAUCAUUGAUCAGCAGACCGUCACUGACCUGAAUGAAGGUCUUGUUUCAGUAGAGGAGAUUAGUAAUAGGCUAUCAAGGUACCUGCAGGGCACAGGCUGUAUUGCUGGUGUAUUUUUGGAGUCCACAAAGGAACGGCUGUCAAUUUACCAGGCUAUGAAGAAGAACAUGAUUAGGCCAGGCACUGCAUUUGAACUCCUUGAGUCCCAGGCAGCCACAGGAUAUGUUAUCGAUCCAAUCAAAAACCUCAAACUGACUGUCAAUGAAGCAGUAAAGAUGGGAAUAGUAGGCCCAGAAUUCAAAGACAAGCUUCUCUCUGCUGAGCGUGCAGUAACAGGAUAUAGAGAUCCUUAUACAGGCAAGACAAUCUCUUUGUUCCAGGCCAUGAAGAAAGGGCUUAUCCUAAAAGAUCAUGGUAUCCGUCUACUCGAAGCUCAGAUUGCCACUGGCGGAAUAAUUGACCCGGAGGAAAGUCACCGUCUGCCAGUUGAGGUGGCUUACAAUCGUGGCUUCUUCGAUGAGGAAAUGAAUGAGAUACUGACAGAUCCAUCUGAUGAUACCAAAGGCUUUUUUGAUCCCAACACUGAGGAAAACCUAACCUACCUCCAGCUGAUGGAGAGGUGUAUCACUGAUCCUGACACCGGCCUGGUGCUUCUGCUACUCAAAGAGAAGAAGCGGGAAAGAAAGACCUCUUCCAAAUCCUCAGUACGUAAACGCAGAGUUGUCAUUGUAGAUCCAGAGACUGGCAAAGAAAUGACUGUGUAUGAGGCCUACCGCAAGGGGCUCAUUGACCACCAAACCUACCUGGAGCUUGCUGAGCAGGAGUGUGAAUGGGAAGAAAUCACAAUGACUUCUUCUGAUGGCACUGUAAAAUCCGUCAUUAUUGACAGGAAGUCAGGAAGACAGUAUGAUGUUGAUGACGCUAUUGCACGUGGCUUUAUUGACCAGAAGGCUCUUGAAACAUACCGAGCUGGAAACCUGUCCAUCACAGAGUUUGCUGACUUGCUUUCUGGAAACAUGGGAGGCUUCCGUUCACGAUCAUCCUCAUUUGGUUCUACCACUGGUUCCACUUACUCCUCUUCAAUGAGCCCCCUACCAUCAAUUAAACCACCUGCAGUCAUAUGGAAUGACCCAACAGAGGAGACUGGCCCUGUAGCAGGAAUAUUAGACAUAGACACAUUGGAAAAAGUGUCUGUCACUGAGGCAAUCCACAGAAAUCUGGUAGAUAACAUCACUGGUCAAAGACUGUUGGAGGCCCAGGCAUGUACAGGUGGAAUAAUUGACCCCACAAGUGGAGAGAGAUACUCAAUUGCAGAGGCCACAGAAAAAGGUCUUGUGGACAAAAUCAUGGUUGAUCGUCUGAACCUGGCUCAAAAAGCAUUCAAUGGAUUUGAAGACCCCAGAACUAAAGUGAAGAUGUCUGCCUCCCAGGCGUUGAAAAAGGGCUGGCUGUAUUAUGAGGCUGGUCAGCGUUUCCUUGAGGUCCAAUAUCUAACUGGUGGACUCAUUGAGCCUGAUGUUGAGGGCAGGGUGUCAAUAGAUGAAUCCAUUAGGAAGGGUACGAUCGAUGCUCGCACUGCCCAGAAACUGAGGGAUGUCGGUGCCUAUUCUAAAUAUCUGACCUGCCCAAAAACCAAACUGAAAAUCUCCUUCAAAGAUGCCAUGGACAAAAGUAUGGUUGAGGAAGGCUCCGGCUUAAGGCUUCUGGAAGCCUCUUCCCAGUCUAGCAAAGGCCUCUACAGUCCCUACAAUGCUAGUGGCUCUGGAUCGGCUUAUGGCUCCCGGAGUGGCUCAAGAACCGGAUCCCGAUCAGGCUCCAGGAGAGGCAGUAUUGAUGCUGGCUCUGGCUUUAGCAUGAACUUCUCAUCUUCCUCCUUUACAUCUUCUUCUGGCUACAGCCGCAGAUUCUAGAUUUUAUAGAUUGACUAGAAACCAGCAGUACUAAUGCACUUUACAGUUGCAUUUCUAACAGGAAAUAAAUAGUUAAAGUAACAGAAAAUAUAAUUUAUUUGUUCUUCCCUGCAUGUGGCCAAAACAAGAAUUGUCUAGGUUAUUACUUUUUCACAUAACAUCAGUCUAAACAUGCGCUCUAGAUGUAGAAACAUAACCAGGCAUUGCAAAAUAUAUAAAAUAUUCAUAUCUUCUGGUACAGAUGACAAAGUGAGUUUAUAUUUUUCAAAGCAAAGCAUGCCUUUUCUGCUGUUUGAGUUUAUAGUUUUUAUAUAACACAAUUCAAAAGAUGUAUACUUUAUACUUUCUGAAACUAAUAUAUACUUCCUGUAUAUCAAACAGAAAUAUUUCUUGAAUAUUUCAUGUUUCCUUAGAAAUUUUGUUUAUUUUUUAUCUUUUUCAGCAGUACUGGUAAAGAGAUACCAAAUGUUAACAUAAUUCUAAUGUUUUUAACUAAAAUAUUUGGAUGCAUUUAAAAUUCCUGAAUGUUUGUAAAGAGUAUGCACAGAGUAUGUGUUAAUUUUUUAAUGUUACAAAUUGUCUGGGUUACUGCAUUAUGCACCCAGUAACUUGCAGCACAGAAUACAUCUGCGACACUACACAAAGAGACACUAUAGGAAUGCAACAAGUUCCACAAUUAAAUCCAUGUACACUGUUCUGAAAUCAGUUUUAGAUCUGUCAUUACUUUGCUUUUACACCCAUUUAUAUUCAGUAUGUGUUUUCAUCUUUUGAGUUAACUGCACCAUUGUUUUACACACUGCUCAUAACCCUCAUCACUCAAGUGCUCCCACUAAAUCCCAAGAUGAUGUCAGACUCGAUCCCGAUCCCCUCCACAGACCUGCUCCUGUUAUUUUGAUUCUUCUGCCUCAGUCACUCAGAAUCCAACAUCUGGUCACAUGUACUCAACUGGCUGGAGAAAACAAUCUUCUAACCUUGGAUGGAUCUGUGAGUCCAUGCCAGCCUCAUGCUGUAACACAGAUACCAUUGAGUAUGUCCUUUCUUCCAUUGUACAUCACUGUUGAAGGAAGCUGAGGCUGAGUCAACAUCAUCUUGGGAAGCCUUUCUAGGAACACUUCAUUUAUUACCAUUUGCCAUGUAUUUAUUACUUGAAUGCUAAUACUGAUAUUUAUGCUAUAUCCUGGCAUUUUUAGAGAAAAGCCACUCAGAAUAAAAACAUUUAUGUGUACAUUUCAAUCGAGACAAUACAUCUAGACUUUUUUUUUGCUAUUCCUGACUACAUAUCCAGUUCAACUGAAGUGCCUAUGAAAGUAAUUUAGAGAACUGAGAUAUUGAUUCAGCACCACAUUGCAUGAAUUUAUGUUUUUUCAAAUUAAUUCCUUUCUUUUGCUUUUUUUUUUUUUUUUUUUUGCUGCAAAUUUCCUUUUUUGCAGAUUCAAAGACAGCACAAAGAAUAAUUGUGCUUAGUUAUUUUCUCAAAUGACCUAUUUCUGUUAUGCAUCUUUAAAGUUUUACUGCUGUAAAUCUUUUUGUUUUCAUGAUGGUUUUGAUAUUAUGAAUGUCUUGCAUGUUUUACUAACUUUUUAAAGGAUAUUGGGGGGAAAAAUGUUGGUGUAAAAUAAAAGCAACUUCAGUAAGUGUUAAGUGUGCCAAUUUAAGUUUCAGCAAUGUAUAAAACGACAAACUAACUGGUUGGAUUUUGUUAUGGGGCAGAUGUUGCUUCAGCGACAUGGCAGAAAAAACCUCUUGUAUGUGAACUUAACACUAUGUUGUAAAUAAAAGUGCUCUGAAGAA